UCACGUCAAAAAUAACAAUGGGUUGCCAGUGGUGGGUGUUCGUUGAAGGUUAAAAUUUCAUAAAAAAUAAAGUAAAUCAUCAUCUAAAAUUCGUAAUAAAAACAUAUGUAUGUAUUGAAACAUAUGUACGUAAUAUGAGCAACUUAAUAAAACAGUUACCGUACACAAAUUCUUCAUUUUAAAUACAUUUCAUGUUUUUAUUUUAAAUACUAAUGCAUAACAAUACCCCAAAGAUACGUCGAUGAUCAAAAUCCCUGGUGUCAGUUUGGCUUCACUUUUGGUCAUAGGAUUACUCGUCCUCUCUCUUUCCUUGUCUAAGUCUGACCCUUAGACAGACUCUUUUUUCCUUGUCUAAGGUCUGACCUGACGUUUGUUAUAGGUUAUCAAUUUAUAAACAAGGACAUAAAAACUAACUAACAGUAAAGUGUAAUUUUAUUAUUAUAAUAAUAUUAUAAUGAAUUUAAAUAUGUGUAAUUUAAACAACACUAUGGAUAAUAAUUCUCUUGAAGUAACAGGUGAUAAUUUAAAAAAUAAAAUAGAAGCAAUCUUGGGAUGGCCAGUGGACAGUUUUUAUCUUACUCUUAAUGGAAGAAUCGUACAAUCAGAUACUAUUGUCCAACGUGCCUCAAUAGAUUCUCUAAGGAUUAUUCCCAGAAUAUUUGGUGGAAAGGGUGGUUUUGGUUCUAUGCUUAGAGCAAUAGGAGCACAAAUUGAAAAAACUACAAACAGAGAAGCAUGCAGAGAUUUAAGCGGAAGAAGACUAAGAGAUAUUAAUGAAGAACAAAGAUUAAAAAAUUGGAUAAAUCAACAAGCUGAAAGGGAAAAGGAAGCCAAGGAAAGGAAGAAGAAGAAGCUUGAAAAGAUGUGUGAACAACCUAAAUAUGAAUUCAAUGAUUCAGAAUAUGACAAAGAAAGAUCUGCCCUUCCAGAAAUGGUUGAGGAUGCUGUACUUCAAGGUCUUCAAGCUACUAGUAGUACUAGUGAUACCAGCAUGAAGCGCAAAGGUGAUAAAAAAGAAGUGAUUAAAAAGAAAAAAGCAAAAUUAUGGGUUGAUGAUGAAUUGGAUGAAGACCUUAGUUCAGAAGAUGAUAGCAGUGGCAAUGAAUCAUCAAAUGAGUCAAAAAAUGGUGAACUUAAUAUAGAAAAGUCAGCUCAAGCAACAAGAUCAGACAAUUCAUUAGAAGAUGUUCCAAACUCUUUGACCCCAGAUAAAGCAUCAGAACAAAAGGAAAAGGUCCAAGAAGCAUAGAAUUUAGCAUAGAACUAUUUAUAAAAAUAAAAAUGUAAAAAGAAAUAUCAAAUAAACAAAUAAAUAUAAACAAUUUUGGUAACAGGGAA
Diabrotica virgifera virgifera (western corn rootworm) is the source of this 1338-nucleotide messenger RNA. Its product is annotated as replication stress response regulator SDE2. Lineage: Eukaryota; Metazoa; Arthropoda; Insecta; Coleoptera; Chrysomelidae. The transcript has 4 exons. The record is from RefSeq and is a predicted model, not a curated record. Gene Ontology annotation, cellular component: nucleus. Bases 455 to 1249 code for a protein of 264 amino acids.